CCCCAGUCUUUUCUCUAGUUACAAUCCAACAUGGCGGAUACGAAAGUGGAGAGAAGCUUUUGUUGCUUUUCUUUUUACAAAGUUCUUUAGCUUUUAGAAAAAUCAAAAGCUAGAAUGGAAGGUAACCAGAAGUCCGUAGAGUCUCGACUCUUUCGAACCAGUGCUCUUGUUUCGAAGGAUGAAUUUGAAGAGAAACUCGAGAAACACUACAGCGCGGUCAUGGGGAUAGUGAACGGUUUAUCAGAGCGAGAAGCCCACGAUGCUCUGAAUCAAACUGUGUGCAAGAGUAUGCAAUUACAUGAAGAAGUAUCACUUGGCUUAUUAUACAUAAUACUGACUGAUCCUGCUGGAGCACCUAAGGCCUACAGGGACUUGUCAUUCAUCACCCGCGAUUCCUUGGGAAUGGUUAUCGCUAAAGUCAUUGGGAAUAUUGCUGACAGAUUUGCAAAACUGCAUGAAACAGCAAGAACACAGCUGAUUUGGCUUACAUCAGAGUUUGUUAAGAAUUCUGUCAUCGGGACAGAGGGUCUUUGCCACGCCCUGUUACGGCAGAUUGUUGGGGGAGAUAUCUCACCCCCUAAUGUAUGGCUGACAGAAUCUAUGCUCAACCUACUCAUCACACACAGGACCUGGCUUGAGAAGAACUCUGUCCUUCUUGCGACUGCUGUGUACUGCUACCUCAGGCUGAUACAUGAUCACGAGGCUGCACCCUUCAAAAACCUGAAAGCAAUGGAAGUAGAGUUUUGUAUAUCAAUGCUAAGAGAAAAGUUUUCUGAUUGCAUCCAAAUUGGCCGAGAUCUUGUCAGGCUGCUACAGAGUGUUGGAAGAAUACCAGAAUUCCAGGCAUUAUGGAGAGAUAUGUUACAUAAACCACAAAGUCUCAGCCCUCAGUUUACAGGCCUGAGUCAACUGAUGAGAAUAAGGACUUCCAGAAAGUUCCUGGCUUGUCGUCUGACACCAGAAAUGGAAAACAAAAUGUUAUUUCUCACAUCAAAAGUAAAGUUUGGCCAGCAAAAGCGCUACCAGGACUGGUUCCACCGCAUGUACUUAUCCUCCCCUGAAAGCCGUAGUCUUAUUCCUGACCUGAUACGGUUUAUUGUGGGUGUGGUCCACCCAUCCAACGAGGUCCUCUGUUCUGACAUCAUUCCUCGCUGGGCUAUUAUUGGUUGGCUACUUACAUCUUGUCAGACUGCUGUGGCAUCUGCUAAUAGCAAGUUGGCGUUGUUCUAUGACUGGCUAUUUUACCAGCCUGACAAAGACAAUAUUAUGAAUAUAGAACCAGCGAUAUUACUGAUGCACCACUCCAUCAAGAGCCACCCUGCCAUCACAAAGACCUUGCUGGACUUCAUCUGUAGGUUGAUGUCCAGCUUCUGUCCUUCGCUUGAAAAGGAGGUUCGCCAAGGAGUGCGCAAUGGUUUCCGCACGAUCCAGAAAAAGAAGGUUGUCAUGUCACUAUCACCUGUGCUAGACAACCCAAAGAUGGAGAGAGACUUGAAGAUCUUAGUCAGAAAAGAACUCAGCGAAUUCUUGAACUCUGGCCCACGAGUGGAGGAAUCCACUAGCUCUACUUAUAACAAGAUCGAGCUUGGCCCGCAAUCGUCUGGUGUUCUAUCCCUCACGAGUGACCCUCCCCCCCUGGAGGCCAUGGGUAAGGAGGGUGAAGCACACACUGACAGCGGCGUGGAGGAAGAGAUAGACAUUCCGGAUGAAGAAGCAGUGUUCUCAGACCCCGAGGAUGAAGAUGAGGCGGAACCUAUCAAAUCAGAGCCUGUGGAAAAGUACUACGAGUUUAAGCCAAUCAGCAAGGACGCUACGGAGGAGGGGGACCUGAGUACUGGACCAGGGGGUGGAGUAGAGGCCGGAGGGGAGGAGAGGGAGAGUAGUGAGGAUAUUAAUGAGCUAGAGGAAUUGGAAAGUCUUAGUGAUGAGCUGAAGGAAAUGGUGCUCAAGUUUCAUCAUGAGACGAGCGACCCUACUCUGCGGUGCGAGCUCAUGGAGAAUGUUCUCACGGGCGUGCUGGAUUUGGAUGAGUUCGAGGAUGAAGAGAACGCCAAACCACUCGCCGUCUGCCUCAACUUCUGCAUGGCGGAUGAUCUGCUGCUACCCUGCAUGCCGCGAAACAAGAGUCUUGAAGACGCUCUUGAAAGCCCUGUAUACGUUCUUUGCAGAAACAUCUGCGCCCUACCUACACAUGACGUCAGUCGGGAGAGGUUCCUUACUUUGCUCAGUGCGCUCAACGAUGAGAACAACAAAUUUGCCUACCACUUCCUGUUCUACCUAAAGGCCAGCGCGAGUGACGAAGAGCGCCUCACGAUGUACGAAGACUUUGCGAGCGCGUCACGUGGUGAGAGAUCCCUCCAGGGCUGUCUAAUAGAGGACCUAAAGGUCUGUCAGGAGUACGAUCCAAGAGCGUUCCGGUUCCUGAUUCCGUCGAUUUACCGGAAGUUCUCCGAGCACGUGGUCGGUGAUAGCGAGGUUCUUCAUAUGCUGGUCUGCAAUAUGGAGCCAAGACAGCUCAACGAGUUUAUCUGUGAGAUUACAAUGGGCGAGCUGGUAAUCUUUGGCGAAGAGCAACUUGACUCACUCAUAGAGUCUACCCUCGAUUGGGAGUCUUUUGAGCAGUACUGCGUGUGGCAGUUGAUCCAGGCAGAAGAUGUCUUGCUGGAGUCUAUCGUUAGCAUUCUGCCCCAGCUUCACCCUGAAAAACACGCCGAGGCUCUAGCCAACCUGCUCAUUAUCAUGAAAAGCGUGCCGCCCUCCGUUGAUCUCCUGACGCCUGUGCUCGAGAUGGACUGUAGCGACAAAAGGCCUGGUAACCAGUUCACGUGUGCUCUGCUAAAGUACUGGAGCCAAGAGCACGCGCGAGACCUCGCCCAGCUCGUCAGUCAGCACGUGUGCAAACAGCUUUCCGGAGGCAAGAAGAGGAAAAGCUCAAAGAAUCAGCCGUCUGUGGAGCAAGUCUUGACACACCUCAACUGGCUCUACAAGGUGUGCCAGGAGCAGGAAGACAUCAAGUUUUUUAAACAGGAGUCGCUAGUGAAGGCACUAGAGCAAGUGAGGGUAGCGGCGCCAGAAGCGAGAAAAAACAGGUUCAAAAUGCUGUUCUCAAUAUGUGACGAGAAGGAAUCGCGCAAGCGCACCACGCGCAUGUCACGUGUCACCGCAAAUAGACCGUCAUCCCCUGCAUCUUCAGAUGAGAGCGACGAGGAGGACGUGGCACUGAAGCCCAAACAAGCCAAGCGCAGGAAGAAAAAUGGCGGGUCUUCUGUUGAUUCAGAUAGCGAUGACUAGAUAGGUUCCUUGUCAGGGGCUUCUGGGUGAAAUAUAGGCCAUGGCAUUCAUGGUCAGCGGUACUGCCAUACUAAGCAAGCGAUAAACAGACACAGGAUACCCAAAAUGACAAGUCGCCUGAAUGUAGGCAAAGGCAGAUGAGAUUAUGAUCAUGUUAAUUAUUGUGUAAACUAUUGUAAAUAAAACAACCGUACAGUUUUCUGCUGAU
This is a messenger RNA of Nematostella vectensis (starlet sea anemone), 3499 nucleotides long. RefSeq names its product integrator complex subunit 3. Bases 115 to 3291 code for a protein of 1058 amino acids. The record is from RefSeq and is a predicted model, not a curated record. Lineage: Eukaryota; Metazoa; Cnidaria; Anthozoa; Actiniaria; Edwardsiidae. Gene Ontology annotation, cellular component: cytoplasm. The transcript has 29 exons.